AUGCAAUACAUUUAAUAUCAUCCUCAAAUUAUAGAGGAAUUUAAAAUGAAUGAGGCCAGGAGUUUAUUCUAAACUAUGGAAGGUUCAAUAAUGUAGAAGUUUGAAGAUAAGGAAUCUUUCGAAGAAUUACUAUUACUUUACAAUCAUAAAAAAAAAGAAUUAGUCUAAUAGCAAAUUCAAUUUGGUUUAAAUUCUCUUUUAAAUGAUAAUAAAUAUAUUCUAUUGUGCAAGUGUUAUUAUGAAAUGAGAUAUACUAAACUGAAGUAAAACGAGGGGUUUUAUAUUGUGACCAUAUAUAAUUCAAAAGGAAAGGAAUACUUAAUAAUAAGUAAUUCUAAUUCGUUUACUAAAAUCGAGACUGCGAUAAAAAGGUUUUGUAUAAGUAAAGGUUUUUUAAAUAAAUAUCAUAUAAUUGAAUAAAGAAAUUAUCUACCAUUUGUUUAAAAUUAUAAAGUAACCAUAUUUUUAUCAAAUAGAAUCAAGAGUUGUGUAGUAUUUUAUAAAUAGAUAAGAGAUAAAUUCAUACUGAUUUAGACUGGGAGUAGUUUUAUAAUAGUAUUAUUAUAAUGAAUUAUUUCAGUGAAUAAACAAAAAUAGUUAAAAUUUACGAAGAAAAUUCAAUGUAUUAUUUAUUUUUGAAAUGCAUGAAAUUAUAAUCAUUAGAAUCUUUGAUCCUUGAAGAUUUUGAAUUUAGAGAACCACCUUUAGUUUGCAUAAUCUAUCUCAUUCUUUAAACUUUACAAAAAUAUAGAAACCUGGGAAUAUAUCAUGGGAAUGUUAACUUAAAAUCAAUCUAUGUGAAUAUAUCAGGUGCUGUAUUAUAAAUAAUCCUUUUAUUUCCUAAAUAUUUGUCCAAUAAUAACAAAGGCACAUAGCUGGAUUUGUAAAAUCUAGGAUAAUUACUUUAUUAAAUAACAUUUUAUGAAAAAAAGGAUAAAAUUAAAUAAUUUAUAGAUCAAAAACUAAUUACAUAGUAAAAAUAAUUAUUUUUAAACAUGAAUGCAGAAAAUAAGCAAUUCAAAUUCUUGUAUAGAAUUAGUUAGUUAGAUUUACUGAGCCAAUUACUUACCCAAAAUAUUUCGAUUGAAAAUGCAUUAAAACAUUAAUGGUUUGUAACUGUAAAAUAAAAUCUAAAAACAGAAUUUGUUAAGGAAACAAAAGAACGCUUAAAUUUGCGUACUAUAGUCGAAUCAAAUAAUGAAUUAAGUAUGACUCUAUCAAUGGACAAAAGACUUUCGACCAAGGAAUUUGCUGAGUAUGGUAUAUUAAAUUAAUUAUAGUGAAUUCAGAAAUCGAAGAUGAAUUUCCAGUAAAAUGCUCAAUUUUAAAUCCAUUUUAGAUGAAUCCCUCAAAAUAAAAACAUGACAAUUUUGUUUAAAAAUCAAAAAGUUUUUCAAGUUAUGAUCUAAAUUUAGUAAAUAAAGAAAAAUUCUUUGCAAAUAAUUAAUCUUUUAUUAUUUAAUGA
Paramecium octaurelia is the source of this 1465-nucleotide messenger RNA. Lineage: Eukaryota; Ciliophora; Oligohymenophorea; Peniculida; Parameciidae. The record is from the annotation of a GenBank genome assembly.